This is a messenger RNA of Triticum urartu, 538 nucleotides long. RefSeq lists its product as uncharacterized. NCBI's taxonomy places the organism in Eukaryota, Viridiplantae, Streptophyta, Magnoliopsida, Poales, Poaceae. The record is from RefSeq and is a predicted model, not a curated record.
UCUUCUCUUGUCCUCUGCCUUUUCUCUCCUCUCUGUUCUCUUGUUCCGAUCUUCUCUCUUUUUUAGUGUAGGCACAGCGCACGUACCCGAGCCAUGGGCGGGGUGAUGGAGGCCGACGGUAGGAAGGACGGCGACACGCCGGCGGCGGCGGCGCAGAGGGGCGAGGCGUCGUUGGGCGUGUCCGUGCAGGAGGGGCUGCAGCACGCCAAGGCCAGCGUGGUCGGCGCGGUGCAGCAGGCGAUGGCGGGGAGCGAGGAGGAGGCGGCGCAGGCGGACCUGCGCGCGGCCAAGGCGCAGGUGGAGGCCACCGACGAGGCCGAGGUCAAGAAGAAGCAACUCGCCGCCGGUUGAUCGAGGUCACCGCGGCUUAAUUGCGUGCAAGAUUGCUAGGCUCUAUCCAUUGCAUUUGGGUUAGGUUCUUGACUUCUGCUAGCAUUUUUUUUCUCGAUCUGCUGUUUGUUUUUGUAAUAAAUUCCAGCUGAACUUUGUUACGAUGUUGAUUUGCCUUUGUGAAACUAGUUUUGCACGCGUAUCUGAA